AUGGCGGCGUUCACACUUAAGCCAAACUUCCUGGGAAAUAUUCUGGUCCGACUCGUCUCUUUCAUAGUUCUCGUCUUCCUCGCUCGUUUCGCUUACAUCUUCACCGUCAAAGGCAAAUCAUGUAACUCCGGCGACUUCUGCUUCUUGCCGGAAACUCUAACUCUCAACAUCGCCGGUUCAAAUCCUAAUUCCAUUGAUUUACCGGAUUCCGGCACCGAUCUCCGGAACUACUAUUACUCCAUCUUCCAAGAUCUCAUCGCCGACGGCUUUAUCUCGCCCAACUCUCACUCUUUGUGUAUUGAAACCCUAACUGGCCAAGACGUAGAAGCAUUGAUCAACGUCGGAGUCAUCGAUUCCAUCGGCAUUUUCCACAAAUCAUCUCCGCCGUUGAUUCGAUACGGUCACGGUCAUCACCAGCCGUUCGAUGAUGACACAUUUCAUUUCGAAUUCGCCGGAAAUGGAGUACUCGACCGAUCUUCGAAACCGGUUGAAUUUGCUAAAGAAGUUUACAGAACAUUGAAGCCUGGGGGUAUUUUCGUCAUUCACACUAUAUCGAAAGACGAUUACAGUCUCAAUUCGUUGAUUCAAUUGUUCAGUUCCUUCAAAUUGAUCAGCUCAAUUGAAAUUGACAGUUUCACAACGUGGCGGCCGCGUAUACGCCAAGUAAUUUUCAAAAAGGUGACACAAUUCGAACCUAUGAUCACCCAUUGUACGAAAAAUACAUGUGUUGAUUUCGAAAAAUCAAAAAAUUACUGUUAUACCCCUGAGUAUAAAAGGGAAUUAAUUCGAAAAGCAGAGUCGUUAAUCGAAAAAGAGCCAUUUCAAUGGAUAAAAUUGAGAAAUGUGAAGUAUUUGUCUUCAAUGGUUGAUAUUAGCUUCAAGAAAAGGUACAUAUAUGUUGAUGUUGGAGCAAGGAGUUAUAGUUCAAGCAUUGGUAGUUGGUUUAACAAACAGUAUCCGAAACAGAACAAGACGUUUGAGGUAUACGCGAUUGAGGGUGAUAGGGAAUAUCACGACGAGUAUAGGAGAAAAGGUGUCAAUCUUUUGCCAUAUGCAGCUUGGUUGAGGAACGAGACGUUGUUCUUUGAGAUUGCUAGAGUACAAACUAGGAAGAAUGUGGAGAAGGGUCGAGGACUGGGGAGAGUACAAUCAGCACAAUCGUCGUUGGAUUUCUUAUGGGAUUCGGAUAAGAUUAUGGGGUUUGAUUUUGCUGGAUGGUUGAUGAGUUUGGUUGAUGAUGAAAGGGAUUAUUUGGUUGUGAAAAUGGAUGUAAAAGGGAGUGAGUUUCAUUUGAUAGAAAAGUUGAUUGAGAAUGGUGCAAUUUGUUUGAUUGAUGAGUUGUUUCUUAAAUGUCAUUAUAAUAGUAAAAGAUAUGAUAAGACAUAUACACAAUGUUUGGAAUUGUAUUCUUCUCUAAGAGAUAUUGGGAUUCUAGUACAUCAAUGGUAG
Solanum verrucosum is the source of this 1449-nucleotide messenger RNA. RefSeq lists its product as uncharacterized. The record is from RefSeq and is a predicted model, not a curated record. The transcript has a single exon. NCBI's taxonomy places the organism in Eukaryota, Viridiplantae, Streptophyta, Magnoliopsida, Solanales, Solanaceae. Bases 1 to 1449 code for a protein of 482 amino acids.